AUGUCAGCAAGCAAAGCAUCCCGUCUAGGGGAAGAGACGAGGAUCGAAAAAGUUAACGCCGAACUAGUCGUCCUCACGUACGGAACCAUAGUUGCGCAGAUAUGCAAGGACUUCGAGAAUGACUAUGCCGAAGUCAACAAGCAGCUGGAUAAGAUGGGAUAUAACAUUGGUCUCCGUCUGAUCGAGGACUACCUGGCCAAGUCUAACACGAUGCGCCGGUGCUCCAACUUUCGUGAAACCGCAGAGAUGAUCGCUAAGGUCGGAUUCAAGAUAUUCCUCAACGUCACCCCGACAAUCACAAACUGGACGAGCGACAACAAGCAAUUCUCCCUCGUUUUCGACGAAAACCCUCUCGCCGACUUUGUCGAACUUCCCGAUGACGGCCGGGCUCAAGAACAGCUCUGGUUCUCGAAUAUCCUCUGCGGUGUACUACGAGGCGCUCUCGAAAUGGUACAAAUGCAAGUCGAGACCCACUUCAUCAGCGACGUGCUCAGGGGCAACGAUACGACCGAGAUGCGCGUCACUCUCGUACGCUAUAUCGACGAUGAGCUUCCUCCCGAGGACGACUAG
Messenger RNA from Neurospora tetraspora, 570 nucleotides. Its product is annotated as NO signaling/Golgi transport ligand-binding domain-containing protein. The record is from RefSeq and is a predicted model, not a curated record. Bases 1 to 570 code for a protein of 189 amino acids. Gene Ontology annotation, cellular component: cytosol; TRAPP complex; cis-Golgi network membrane. The transcript is spliced from 3 exons. Gene Ontology annotation, biological process: intra-Golgi vesicle-mediated transport; endoplasmic reticulum to Golgi vesicle-mediated transport. NCBI's taxonomy places the organism in Eukaryota, Fungi, Ascomycota, Sordariomycetes, Sordariales, Sordariaceae.